Messenger RNA from Gopherus evgoodei (Goodes thornscrub tortoise), 492 nucleotides. RefSeq names its product N-ribosyldihydronicotinamide:quinone reductase 2 (gene NQO2). Lineage: Eukaryota; Metazoa; Chordata; Testudines; Testudinidae. Gene Ontology annotation, molecular function: NAD(P)H dehydrogenase (quinone) activity. The record is from RefSeq and is a predicted model, not a curated record. Gene Ontology annotation, cellular component: cytosol.
AUGCACAUCAAGAGCCCAACUCUGAAUGGAUCCUUAAAGAAUUGUGCAGUAGAAGAACUGAGCAAACAGGGCUGCAACAUCAUCAUGUCUGAUCUCUACGCAAUGCGAUUUGAGCCAAGAGCAACAAGAAAUGACAUCAUUGGUUGCCUGCACAACUCAGAACACGUUGAUUAUGGAGUGGAAUCACGGGAAGCUUACAAAAGAAGAUGUUUGGCCAGUGAUUUGAUUGAGGAACAGAGGAAGGUUCAAGAAGCUAAGUUAGUGAUUUUUCAGUUUCCCUUGUACUGGUUUAGCAUGCCUGCCAUCAUGAAGGACUGGAUGGACACAGUCUUGGUCCAAGGAUUUGCUCACAAUUUCCCACAGUGUUAUGAUGAUGGCUUGCUCAAGUAUCCGAGUGCCUUCCAUGUUAAAGCCAACAGCAAUGUCCCUAGAGGACAUCAUGGAGUCUCGGGCACUUCUGCCUUUUCAGAAUCAAAACUCUGCAUAGGGUAA